Messenger RNA from Branchiostoma floridae (Florida lancelet), 986 nucleotides. RefSeq lists its product as uncharacterized. Bases 8 to 913 code for a protein of 301 amino acids. The record is from RefSeq and is a predicted model, not a curated record. The transcript has 3 exons. Lineage: Eukaryota; Metazoa; Chordata; Leptocardii; Amphioxiformes; Branchiostomatidae.
UUGGCAAAUGGAACGCUCCAAUAAGCUCAGCAGGCCGUCAACAAUAAGCCAGGAAACCCGAUCCCACUUCCCCGUCCCCAACAACACAAAGGACGACAACAAAUUGACCGUUAGGUGUCGGCUGACCGACCUCACCUGUUUGUCAAAACCUGCACCGGUGCGUUUACUGCGUUUUCUUUCCAGAAAACAGAACAACCAAGCGAGGAAUCUCACCGAUACAGGACUGAACAUGGACAACGCAUUGUGCUUUCGGUGGGGUGGCAAGCUGCCAAUGCUGAACAUGAUAGCAAUCGUAUUGCUGAUGGUGAUCACUACUGCGCAGUCUCAGAACACCACUACAGCAGUCAUGACAGAAGUCGCCUCCACCGCAGCGGGCAGUACGCAUGCGCCAACCGUCCCUGCACCACCACCCAUGCCCGUCCAAAAGCUAGUGGGAUCCGUUAGCGCCCGCGAGGAAAACGGCUCACGUCUCACCGACCUACAGAACGAGAUGACAGCGUUACUCGUCGAAUCCUUCAACGGCACCAACAGCGAACUGGCCCCCAUCUUUCAACGAAUCGAAGUCGAGAACGUCAGCUUCACCGUCAACUUCCGGUUGGUCCUGAGCAAGAAUGUGAACGGAAGUGACGUCAACGGGACGGCCGCCGCCGCAGUGCUCCUCGGGAGUUUGUCAGACUCUGGCAUGCUGGGAAAGUUUCUGGUUGGGGAUGAAGGCGUGUAUUUCUGGAUGCCAACAAUUCCUGAACCGACCGAACCGCCUUUUGAACUGCCAUAUUGGGGCCCCGCAGUAGCUAUUGUGAGCAUGGUGGUGGUUUUUGUAGUUCUAGUCAUAGUGGCUGCCUGUUACAUCAGAUUUAAGUCAGACAAGUCAACACUGGUACGACACGAAGAAGAGUUCGAUGCUGAGUUGUAAAGAAUAUCUUAGUAUGUUACAAUUUUAAGACCGUAUAUCCGUACACAAAAUAAAGCGCUUAUACACAAGCUUU